This is a messenger RNA of Durusdinium trenchii, 1737 nucleotides long. The record is from the annotation of a GenBank genome assembly. Lineage: Eukaryota; Dinophyceae; Suessiales; Symbiodiniaceae.
AUGCCCACCUGGCACAAUGGACGAACACCUUUGUUGAUAAGGUUUUGGACCUGUGUCAGCGCUUGCAUUUGUGCAUUCCAGGCCUCAACAGCAUUUGCUGGCCUGCUUGCGCAGAGAUGCUCUAGGACGGCCCUACAAGCACAGGAGGACAGUUCGCCUGCUGUCGGUUUGGAUGUGGGCACUACCAAUUCUGCCGUGGCCGUGCGUCGGGCAGAUGGUCGCUUCCUUGUCGCGCCACCACCAGGUGCACCUAGGGGCCGUCCAACGAUGCCAUCAGUGGUGGCUUUCAACUCUGAGGGCGACUCUGUUGUGGGGUUGAAGGCGUUGCGUGUCAAACAUAUCAGCCAAAAGCAAGUGGUCUUCCACUCCAUGAAGCGGCUCUUGGGGCGGACCUACGAAGAAGCUCACCAAAUUGGUUUGAGACCCAGCGAGCUGGGCGCAGAUCCUUCUGGUCAGGCGCGAGAGAUAGUUCGGCUUCUGCUGCCGGGAGGGCGCGUGAUCUCUGUGGAAGAAGUAGUUGCCGUGCUCAUCAAGGAGCUGGUGAAGAUUGCAGAGAAUUACCUUGGACAGCCAAUCAAGCGUGCAAUCCUAGGUGUGCCGGUGCGCUGGAAUAAAUAUCAGAAGCGUGCCCUGGAAUAUGCUGCCGAACUGGCAGGGCUAGAAACUGUGCGGCUGGUGCCUGAACCUGAGCUGGCAGUUCGGGCCUAUGGCGUCAGGACCAGUCCAAAUGCUGACAUUGUCACAGGUGGAGGCAAUCUUGGCCCAAGGCCACGGAACUUCAAAGGCAAAGUUGAAAUCGAGGCAACAGCGCAGCGACUUGAAGAGAAUCCAUAUUCGGCCUCAGCUGAAGAGCUUGACACAUUCAGAGAAAGCAUGAAGAAGAUACAGAAUCCGACUGCCAAGCACAUUCUCGUUGCAGAUUUGGGUGGAGGAACCUUUGAUGUGUGCAUUGUCCGCCAAUGGGUCGAGUGGGACGAGAUCCACAUUCAGUUCACAAGUGGUGACGAACGCCUUGGCGGGAACGAUUUUGACAACGCGUUGACCACUUGGUGCCUCAAGCAAAUGAAACCUGAAAUGCAACGUUUGAAGAAGUGGCCGCUGUCAAGGGAGAGCCAGGAUGAGCUUAGGAUCCUAGCAAAGAAGGCCAAAGAGAGACUGAGCAGUUCAGACUCUGCCGAGAUCUUGUUUGGCCCCUUCAAGGCAACGGUUACUCGGGACAACUUCCGAGUGAUUUGCCUGGAUGUACUGAAGCGUCUAUUGGUGCCAAUCCGUGAAGCUGCCUAUGGCUCACACCUGCGGUUGCCAUUUGAGUCUCUAGCAGAAGAGGCCCUUGACGUAGCAGAAAGGAGUACCAAGAGAAAGAAGAGGCGCAUGACAGAAAGAGAUCUCCGCACCAGAAGCAAGCAACUUCGGUCAAAGCACCAGAAGGGCGAUGUGGAGGAUGACGACGAAAUAAUGAUCGACGAAAUCCUGCUGAUCGGUGCCGCCACCUGGAAUCCUGCAGUCCGCGAGAUCCUGGCAUUGGUGACAGGUGUGACGCCAAGCAGUGCUAGCAUUGAUCCAGAAACUUCUGUGGCGCUGGGAGCAGCCAUUUUGGCUUCCAUCAUGGAUCAGCAGAUGACAGACAUGCAGGUGCAUUCACCCUGGCGAAGCGCUUGGGUCGAGUACCUCAUGAAGAAGCCUUCUCUUCUUAAGAAGUUCGAGGAGGAGCAGCAGUCCAAGAUGGGCGCUGGUUGA